Molecule: messenger RNA, 1620 nt
Organism: Colletotrichum gloeosporioides
Lineage: Eukaryota; Fungi; Ascomycota; Sordariomycetes; Glomerellales; Glomerellaceae
Product: Non-reducing end alpha-L-arabinofuranosidase BoGH43B
Exons: 4
Coding region: 1-1620 (539 amino acids)
Biological process (GO): carbohydrate metabolic process
Molecular function (GO): hydrolase activity, hydrolyzing O-glycosyl compounds
Source: RefSeq, a predicted model, not a curated record
AUGUCAUACUCGAAUCCAGUCAUACCAGGUUUCAACCCAGACCCAUCAAUAUGCCGCGUUGGCAACGACUUCUUCCUUGUUACCUCGACUUUUGAAUACUUCCCCGGUAUUCCCAUAUAUCACAGCAAAGAUUUGGUGAAUUGGAAACUCAUCGGUCAUGUCCUCACACGGCGGUCUCAGCUGGACAUGAGGACGACUGAGCCGUCUGGGGGAAUCUGGGCGCCGACAAUAAGACACUGGCAGGGCCGAUUCUACGUGUCUGUCGGCUGCACCCAGCGUUUUCGUCCCAAGGAAUGGGACAUUACCAUACCCCGCGGGUUUUAUGUGACUACGGACAACAUCUGGGAGCGUGACUCUUGGUCCGAGGCCGUCUACUUUGAUGUGCCGGGAAUCGAUCAGGACCUCUUCUUUGAUGACGAUGGGAAAGUCUACUUCUCCGCGGUCAACCAGAUCAAAGACGCCAGCAUAAAGCGGCAUGGUCUGGGACUGGCGUCUUUCACCACCGCUAUCGACUUGUCCACCGGAGACUGCAUCGGACCAAUCCGCUGGAACCGCCUUUCUGACUUUGGUCUGGGCAUCGCCGAGGGACCGCAUAUCUUCAAGAAGGACGGGUUUUACUACCUCAGCACGGCGGAGGGUGGCACGGAUGAGGGUCAUCAACAGUGGAUCUUCCGCUCCAAAGAAGGCCCCUUUGGUCCGUGGGAGGCGGGCCCCGAAGGAACGGUGAAUCCCAUGGUUUUCAACGACACCCAUCCGGAGAUCCGCAACACAGGUCACUUGGACCUUGUUGACGACUCAAACGGUAAGUGGUGGGCAGUCUUUCUCGGCGUGCGCCCUCAAAAUGGUGGAUUUGAAAGCUCGCAACUGGGACGUGAAACGUUUCUCGCCCCAGUGAAAUGGGAAGACGGGUGGCCCAUCGUCAACAACAGGGAGAAAAUCACCCUUGAGAUGAAGGCCGAUGGUGUCGCAGCCCAGCAGAAGGAGACUCACUGGCGCGACGAGUUUCCAGGGCCCGAGCUCGAUCUUGGAUGGUAUCAUCUGAGGACACCCCUCAAAAACGCGUACAAGCUCGGCUCCACAGGCUUGCAUCUUUACGGGGGCGCUUACCAGAUCACGGAGUUUGAGUGUCCUAGCAUGCUUCUGCGCAAGCAAACACAGUUCUCGAUGGAUUGGACAGUGGAGCUGGAAUUCCAUCCGGAUGCUGUCGGCGAAGAAGCAGGCACGGCCAUCUGGUGGUCCCAAUUUGCUUAUGCCUCGAUCGGUCUGCGCAAGACUCCCGAAAACCAUCACGAGAUCGUUUGCAAAAUGGUCGAUGAGAAGGGGGAGUUUACGGAAAACGUUGUGAGCAUUGGCUACGAGACCAAGGCCAAGUUCACCAUUCAAGCACGACCACUGGGCUACGAGCUUUUUUACGUAACAACCAACUCCGAGACAAAAGAGAAAGUGCUACUUGGCGAGCGCCUUGGCUCAGUUUCCAGCAGAGCAUUGACGCAUCGGAUUUCGGGGCGUGAGUCUCCCAACACAGGUGCUCACUUUGCCAUCUACGCACAAGGAGCAUCGGCUAAACCAUGCCUGGUGCCUGCUGAGUUCAAGUAUGUGGAGUGGAAGUUGGUGGAAUGA